Messenger RNA from Symbiodinium pilosum, 456 nucleotides. NCBI's taxonomy places the organism in Eukaryota, Dinophyceae, Suessiales, Symbiodiniaceae. The record is from the annotation of a GenBank genome assembly.
AUGUUCAGAUCGACGACAUGUCUUGUGAGGAAGAUGUUUCUGCCUUUCUAUUCCAAGGAGCGCGGUCCGCCCAAAAUUCGGCAGCAAGUUGUCGGAACGAGGGGACGCCGGUUCUUCAAGCUCGUGGCUUGCAAUCAGCGUGACCCACAGAACGGGAAGCACAUGGAGGUUCUAGGCAGCUAUGCUCCGAAGGUUAAAUCCAACAUCAAGGAGAUCAGGCUUCGCUUCUCCAGAGUGAAGUUCUGGCUCGGUGUUGGUGCGCAAUUCAACCCAGGAACGAGGCAACUGCUGGCUUUGGCCGGGUUAAUACCAACUCCUCCGCCUCUCUUUGGUCACCGGACGAAAGGCCAUUACAAGGAACUGCAGCAGGUGCUGGACCUGAGACAGGAAGCGCAUGAGGCUGCAGUGCAGGAAUACCAUAAGCACUCGGGUGUGAAAGGCAUACACGUCCGCUGA